AGAGGAAAAAAAUAGAAAACAAUUGCAGUUUUCUCCUUCUUUCGACCAUUUUUCUUACGAAUCAGUCCUCAUGGAAACUAAGACUUUGCUGUUAUAUAUAGCAUGUGAUUGCAAGUAAAUAAGGUGGAAGGUUUGGUUUACUUUUGCAUUCGGGGUUGAGUAAGGUGGUUCUGUUGUGUGAAGGGGAUAUGUCUAAACUGUGGGGAUUACUCUUGGACCCUUAAAAAUGUGUUUAUGCACAAAGUCUUUUAAAAAAUUCCGUUAUAAUGUACAGAAAGCUGGCGAUGGAAUUUGGGAGCUGACAGGUUUUAAAUUGGAAAAAUAGAUAUUUACUAGAGGCAGCACUAACACUUGAGUCAUUAGAUACUGAUGAAUGAGAUUUAGAUUCCUGGGUACACUUAAUAAGGCUUUUUUGUGUCCAAAAUCCAAAAGUAAUGCCAUAGCCAAGCAACAGAAGUGGGUUCUUGUUAUUAUGCUUUUCUACAUUGUUUCAAAAUUGAAACUCUAGCUUCUUCAAUUCUCUUUCUAACACGAGAGAGAAAAAGUUUUUUUUGGCCCUACUGAACUCAACAUAAUAUGUUUUCACUUAAUGGUACCAUCAAAUUGAAGUGUCAUGUCAUCUAUGGUUUUUAACCACUAGUAGCAUGUCAUUUUUGCUUAUCAUCUCCAAUUCAUAGGUGUUGUUUUGAUUAUGAAGCAGUGUUUUAAAACUCAGAAUCAGGUUUUGGAUUGCCCACCCCCCAUUGUAUCGAUUGGGAAUGGUUGAAAACUUGAAAAAAAUAAUAAUAAAACGUAAUAUCAGGCGAUUCGUCCCGGGGGUUACGGGCAUCGCCAAACCACCUGAUCGGAUGUUCCUAAUCUAUAUCACCGGGUUUUAAAACCCUAUGUUAAAUGAAUUGGUAUUUUUUUUAAACAGUGGAGAUAUUUGUUGUGGAAACCUCUUGCUUGGGAUUUAUUCAUUCUUACAAAAGUAGCAGUCACUUGUUGGCAAUUCCCAAGUGAUAUCUAUGCGAGAACCAUCUAUUGGCCCAUGUCAACUCCUGCUCCUGUGUCCUUAUGUAUUUCUAGUAAUAAAGUUUGAGAUCUUCAACUUACUUCAUGAAAUUAAGCCUGAUAUCCUUUUAAGCCAUUGAUUACAUAAACUUUAAUUUAAAGCGGACUAAAUUGUUUGCUAAAAUAGAAGAGUUCUUCUAUUUCUUCUGCGGUUUUGGUAGAAUAUUUGAAUUGGAACAUUUCACAAUACUCAAUACUGGCUAGGUGGCAUGUGCAUACAAAAUAAAAUUUUGACUAGUGUCGGUACUCAUUAGCUUUCUACAAUUACAAAAUGCUCUACACAUAUACUUUUCGCUGUUGCUUUUGUUUCUCCUCUGUAUCUCUACCACAGUUUGUUAAAGGGAAAAUGUUUAUGUUGGAAAUAGAAUGCAAUUAUACAUCAUGCCAACUUUGUCCAUGAUGUUCGUACAUGUCAGUCUACUGAAGCUAUCUAUCUCUCUAUGCUAGGUUUCAAUCUAUUUUGUUGCCUUGCUUCUUAAGAUAAAUCAAUGUCAAUGCGAUUGAUCUGUUAAUUUUUUUUUGUAACAUGAUAGAAAUGCUACAUGUAAAGCUUAGUCUUUAUUGUUGUGGCAUAAGAUGAAGUUUAAGAUGGUCUUGGUGUAGGUGCAUGUAAGUUAUAAAACUUUGUAAAUAACUAUAUAGAACUACAUUCUGCACUUGCAUGGGUUGUUACGCAAAUAAAUAAAUUGUUCAUGAAUGAUCACUAUAAUUUACCGUUUACGACAAAAACAUCUACUACUACUCAAUAUACCAGUAUGAAAACAACAGGAAGUCAUUUACAGUUAUUCAAUAUCCAAUUGCUGCUAGCAAAAGUUGUUACUUUUAUAAUACAAAUUCAGGAACUUACUCUACCAAUGUCAACCCAUUAAAUUUGGAAAUCUACAUUGCAUCCAGCUUAAUACACUAGACUUUCAUUGAAACAAAUAUAAUUAUCAAAAAAUGAAAGAAAAAUAAUUGUCAAAAAAUAUUUGAUACUAAGACGAGAAACGACACCGUGUUAUGCUGAAAGAUUUCUUCCGCCAGAUAUUAAUAUACCUUUCAUGCACUUUUUAGAAAAUGAUAGGAUCUUUACAUGACUAACAAAGCAUGAUAAUCAGUUAACCUGAAAUGCACCAGAGUAGGGUCACAAAGGAUCCUAUUUUUACAUGGAUUUGCAGUUUAUUAAUUUCAUAUUUUAAAUCAAAUGCUGGGAAUUUGCUUUAAUUGAAUGUAGAGAAACAACAUUACACAAUUGAGAGAACAUGGUUCCCCUACAUGCCUUUAAUAAAUUGCUCACACACUAUUUCUCCUUGACAGAAUAUGGAAGAAAGCAUAUGUCCUCUUGAUUCUGUCGUUUUCUUUCCAGAAUGUAUGCCGCUCAUGGUGAGACAGGCUCGGUUUUAUUCAUUUUCAGGUUUUAUAGCGGCAGAAUAUAUCAUGAAUCUAUUUAUUUAACACAUUUCCCACAAAUCUUCUCACUAUGAUUGUGGACAACGAAGAGACAUGUUCUGCAGAUGACGUAGGCAAUAGGCCUCUAGGUCGUUGUUCAGCAUUCUACUAUGGAGUUGGUCACAUGCUCAAUGACAUCACAUCUUCUUGUUGGUUUACAUAUAUUUUGUUGUUUUUGACAGAGAUUGGUCUGUCUCCAAGGGAUGCAGCAACUGUGAUGCUGUCAGGCCAAGUUGCUGAUGGAGUUACAACAAUCUUUGUGGGGGAACUGAUUGACAGGUUUGGACGUUUCAAAUUAUGGCAUGCUGGUGGCUCAAUUUUGGUAGCCAUAUCUUUUUCUUCUGUAUUUGGUGACUGUCUUUCUUGCGAGGUAUUGGGGAUUGAUUCUCCAACAUUACGUACUAUUGGCUACAGCAUAUUUGCUGCUAUCUUCAAUGUGGGUUGGGCUGCUACUCAAGUUUCACACAUGUCGAUGGUUAACUGCAUCACAUUGAACUCAACAAGCAGAGUUGCACUCACAAGUUGCCGUAAUGCAUUUACAAUGGUAGCGAACCUGAGCCUCUACACCAUUGCUUUUGUUGUAUUCAAAGUAAUCAAUGGUACAACAUCUGAUGGUAUUGAGAAACAGUACCGCUGGAUUGCAUACUUCUCUAUUUUUGUUGGCAGUUGUUUCGUAUGCCUGUUUCUUUUUGGGACCAAAGAACCAAGGUUGAAGCAGCAUAGUCCAAGAAGGUCUCACCAACGAGUAUUAUGGAAUUAUUGGUUCCAGAAAAUAUUGUAUUAUCAAGUUGCGCUUGUUUAUGUGCUCACUCGUCUAGCAACAAAUGUUUCCCAGGCACUUCUAGCAUUUUAUGUUAUAGAUGACCUGCACAUGACUCAAUCUUCAAAGGCUUCGAUCCCUGCUAUUAUCUAUAUUUGCAGUUUCAUGGCAUCUGUCACUUUGCAGGAGUUUGAAUGGACUGGACGCCGUCUGAAAUCAAUUUUUACUGCUGGAGCUAUUCUUUGGAUAUUUUCUGGUGCUGGAAUCCUCAUUCUUCCCAGCAAGAUGUGUAACUUUCUGUAUAUUAUAGCAAUCUUCAUAGGAGUUUCCAAUGCUUUUAUGACGGUGACUGCAGUUGGCAUGGAAAGUUUUCUAGUUGGGAGAGACCUCAAUGGAUGUGCUUUUGUCUAUGGUUCAUUGAGUUUCUUGGACAAAAUCUCAUGUGGAAUUGCUUUAUAUACUUUGGAACUUUAUCAUGGUUCUGAUCGAGGUUUCAAGAGCUGCUAUGUCUUUGGACAUUGUCUAUCAAUCAGCAGAUAUGGACUGGGUUUGGUUCCUUCACUAUGUGCCCUUCUGGGAGUACUGGUUACAUACACUAUGAAACUUGACCCUGCUAAUUCAAAACAAUUACUCGAGCCAUUGCUUGGGUAGAAAGAUAUUAUUACAAGCUAAAACCAAACACUAAGCAGGCAAAAGAAACUCUUGUAACCUUCCAAAAUUCUUCUUUGUUACUUGUAAAUUCUUCACAAUAUAUACAUUUUAGUUGGUAGGAGAUUCAUUUGCUUUACCUGCUUCUUUCACUC
Amborella trichopoda is the source of this 4044-nucleotide messenger RNA. RefSeq lists its product as uncharacterized. Gene Ontology annotation, molecular function: symporter activity. Gene Ontology annotation, cellular component: plasma membrane. NCBI's taxonomy places the organism in Eukaryota, Viridiplantae, Streptophyta, Magnoliopsida, Amborellales, Amborellaceae. The record is from RefSeq and is a predicted model, not a curated record. Gene Ontology annotation, biological process: carbohydrate transport.